Cuscuta europaea is the source of this 947-nucleotide messenger RNA. The record is from the annotation of a GenBank genome assembly. Lineage: Eukaryota; Viridiplantae; Streptophyta; Magnoliopsida; Solanales; Convolvulaceae.
CCAGAAGAAGGAGAAGAAAGAGCCCUCGGGUCAAAAGCCCAUUGAUGAGGUUUUCCCAAAGGAGGUUGCGGAGCCUUCAGUUGCUGCUGCUCCUGCUAAUGUGGCCGGGGGGCCGAAGGCCGAUGUGGCGGCCAAGAAGAAAAAGGGAGGCAAGGGGGUGGAGCCCCCGAUCAAGAAGCAGAAGGUUGCCGGGGGCGCCGUUGAAAAGGCGGCCCCCCUCAUAGUAAUCGAUGAUCAGCCCUCCGCUGACCUCCCGGCCAUUGACACUUUGAUGGCUCAAACAGACCUUCCCCCGGGGAACCUGCCUCGGGAGAUUAUUCAGCUCUCCCUCGCUCCGGGGGCAUCUGUGUUGCACGGUUCAGCCGAGCCGAUGUCUUUCCUGAGGGGGAUUACCUCGAUGAUGGAUAAGGAAGCCCUCUCCACCUAUGACGAUGACGUCCUCGAAGCCAAGGCCCUUCGAUCAGCUCUGACUGCGUGCAUAACCUUCGGUGAGCAGGCCCGAAGGCGAGAGGAGUGGUGCCGUCAUAAGGCCGAGCUAGAGAAGUCCGUGAAGGAGCUGAUUCACGACAAGGACGCUGCCCUCCGGGAGGUGUGCAAGUUGGAGGACGCCCUUCGGCAAGCGGAGCUGCGGCUGAAGGAGGCCAGAGAAGACGGGAAGGCCGAGGGCAGGGCUGAGGCCGAGAGGGUUGCGGCCGAGGAGAGAAAACAAGCUGCCGAGGACGCCGAGAAGGCCAAGGCUGAAGCUGCUGCCAAAGCCCGAGAAGAGGCCAUCGCUGGGUUCACCUCCGAGGGCUGGAAGGCCGAGGGCCAGAGCGAGUGGGUGGCCUCUGUGGUGAAGGCCUCGAUCGAGGAGUGGGUGAGGGGCCCCGGGCUCGACUGGAUGAAUGAGAGGGGUGACACCUACUAUCAAGCUGGCGAGUUCUUCACCCAGCACCUGGUUUACCGGA